This is a messenger RNA of Nicotiana tabacum (common tobacco), 2408 nucleotides long. The record is from RefSeq and is a predicted model, not a curated record. Lineage: Eukaryota; Viridiplantae; Streptophyta; Magnoliopsida; Solanales; Solanaceae.
AUGCCGAAGCGUUCGACUACGGAAGCCAUUUUCCUUGUAAGGAGAUUGGUGGAGUUGUAUAGGGAGAGAAAGAAGGACUUGCAGAUGGUGUACAUUGACCUAGAAAAACAAUACGACAAAGUCCCAAGGGAGGACCUAUGGAGUUGUUUGGAGGCUAGAGGAGUUCUUGUGGCUUACACUAUGGUGAUAAAGGACAUGUAUGAUGGGGCUGAAACGUGGGUGGGGACAAUGAGAGGAGACUCGGAAUACUUUCUAGUGACUGAGUUGCGUCGACUGUUACAGGGUCUCUACAGGGAUGCUAAGAAUAACGAGAUGCGCCUUGGAAUUUGUUCAAGAAGUAAUGAUGUGGUGGAACCUCUUAUAAAGCCCCAGUGGUUUGUCAACUGCAAAAGUAUGGCCAAACAGGCUCUGGAUGCUGUUACGGAUGAUGAUAACCGGAAAAUGGAGAUCAUCCCAAAGCAAUAUGUUGCUGAAUGGAAAAGAUGGCUUGAGAAUAUCCGUGAUUGGUGCAUCUCAAGGCAGCUUUGGUGGGGUCAUCGUAUUCCAGCUUGGUAUGUGACACUGCAUGAUGAUAAGCAGAAGGAAUAUGGUGUAUGCGACGAUCACUGGAUUGUCGCUAGAAACGAAGAAGAGGCUCGAGAUUUGGCUUGUAGGAAAUUUUCAGGGAAGGAGAUUGUUGGGCUCACUCAAGAUUCAGAUGUGCUGGAUACCUGGUUUUCUUCUGGUCUUUUUCCAUUAUCUGUAUUAGGGUGGCCAGAUGAUACUGCAGAUUUCAAAACAUUUUAUCCAACUUCGGUUCUUGAAACUGGACAUGAUAUUCUCUUCUUCUGGGUUGCACGUAUGGUGAUGUUGGGAAUAAAGCUGGGAGGUGAUGUGCCAUUUACGAAGGUUUAUUUGCAUCCAAUGAUCCGUGAUGCACAUGGGCGUAAGAUGUCCAAGUCAUUGGGAAAUGUUAUUGAUCCUCUUGAAGUUAUUAAUGGAAUUGAACUUGCUGGACUUCAUAAGAGAUUAAAGGAGGGUAACCUGGACGCCAAAGAAUUUGAGAGGGCAAAAGAGGGACAGGCAAAGGACUUUCCUAGUGGUAUUCCUGAAUGUGGUGCAGAUGCUCUUCGAUUUGCCCUAGUCUCAUACACUGCCCAGUCCGAUAAGAUCAAUCUGGAUAUUCAAAGAGUGGUUGGGUAUCGUCAAUGGUGUAACAAACUGUGGAAUGCCAUUAGGUUUGCCAUGAGUAAACUGGGUGAAGAUUACACCCCUCCAACAAAGAUAGUUCCUCGUGAAAUGCCUUUUAGCUGCCAAUGGAUACUCUCAGCACUUAACAAGGCCAUUGCGAAAACUGUCUCAUCCCUGGAAUCUUAUGAUUUCUCCGAUGCAGCAACAGCGGUAUAUUCGUGGUGGCAGUUCCAGUUGUGUGAUGUUUUCAUAGAAGUAAUCAAGCCAUACUUUGCCGGUGAUAAUCCUGAAUUUGUAUCUGCAAGAAGAUUUGCUCAAGACACCCUGUGGCUUUGUUUAGAUAACGGAUUGAGAUUACUCCAUCCAUUUAUGCCAUUUGUCACCGAAGAAUUAUGGCAGCGCCUUCCUGCUAGCGGGAAUUCUAUAAAGAAAGAAUCAAUAGUGAUAAGUGAUUAUCCUUCAACUAUAGAGAGCUGGAAUAAUGAUAGUGUGGAAGCUGAGAUGGAAAAAGUAUCAUCCAUUGUUAAAGGAUUAAGGUCGAAGAGAGCAUUGUUGCCUCCAAAGGAGAGAUUUGCAAGGCGAGAAGCAUUUGUGCUUUGCCGGACAAAUGAUAAUGUGGAGACGAUAAAAAGCUGCGAACUGGAGAUUUGCACUCUAGCCGCAUUGUCAUCUUUGAAGGUCUCAAGUGACAGUGAUGCAGCUCCAACUCAGUGGCUGACAGAAGUUGUGGAUGAGUCCAUCACAGUUUUUCUCGAGGAAAAAGGGACUACUAUUAACCCAAAGGAUGAAGUUGAAAGGCUCAAAAAGAAGAGAGAAGAGACGAGGAAGCAAUAUGAAAACUUAAACAAAGUCAUGAGUGCCUCUGGCUACAAAGAGAAAGUUCCGCCUAACGUCCAUGAAGACAAUACAUCGAAACUUGGUGUCCUCAAGCAAGAACUGGAAUCAUUCGAAGAGAAUAUUGAGCGUCUCAGACGUCAAAUUGAGGCACUAUAGUUGCAGUAUUUUCAGGUCCUGCGGAAAAUUACCAGUGACUCUAACCUCUCGAUUGUUUCACCCAUUUGGUCCCCUUUAGCAUUGCAGCUAAGUUUGUUAUUGUUGAAAUUUGUGAUACCGAUAGGGGGUCUUUAUAAUUAUCAGAAGCUUUUCUUCUGAAACACUUGAAUCUUUUAUUGAAUUUGGUCCAGAUGAAUUAUAUACUAAAGUUUCGUUGUGAAUCACAUUUUGCCUGUUACGUAUCA